AAACGGUUCGGCACAACAGUUUAAAAACACAACAGCGCAUCGGUGAGAAGGAUCAGAGCUGCUGGGGAUCGGAUAUGAACUCGUAUUGAUCAGAAGAGAGAGAUAAUGCUGGUGGAUGUCUGCUCCGUGUCGUAUUAAGGCUAAACGAAGCGCAGUGAUGGAGCCGUUAUCAUUGCUCUAUUGUCCGGUUAUUAUCCUUUGUCUUAGCUGUUAUUCAGCGUUAUAGUCGGACCGGAAACGCGCAGAUGAUCUGAGACAACAUGAGCGCGUUUUUUCUCUUAUGCAUCUCCAAGAUGGAAGAUUUCCUGUGUUGUUCUAGAGGAUGAUGGAGAGCCUGGUUGCGCAGUGCAGUACAUGCGGACAGAGCGGUAUAAAGCCGCUCUUCUCCAGCCCCUACAGAUGAGAGGCAAACAGUAUCAGCAGAUCAAACCUGCAGGACCUCGAGAGACCGGCAGUGACUAUGGAAGGAAACUCAGAACGUACCAAAACCCUGUGAAAAUUAUUGAUCAGCCCGGCAUCGUGAUGAAGGUGCUGAGGAGGAAGCGGAUUAUUUUAUUUGCAGCCUAUUUCCUCCUGCUGGUUUUGACCAUGUUGAAUUUGGCCAAUUACAGAUGGAGCAAAGAGCCACAGCAGUGCAGCCACCAGGUGAGGAGCACCACAUACCAGGGGCGCUCCGACAUCCGAUACCUUUACAGACCUGCUUUGGUUAAGAAAAGGCAGCUUGUUUACGUCUUGACCACAUGGCGCUCGGGGUCAAGCUUUUUUGGCGAGUUGUUCAACCAGAACCCUGAUGUGUUCUUCCUGUACGAACCCAUGUGGCACAUAUGGCAGAAGCUGUACCCAGGUGAUGCUGUGUCUCUGCAGGGUGCAGCCAGGGACAUGCUGAGCUCACUUUAUCGCUGCGAUCUCUCUGUGUUCCAGCUGUAUAACAGCCCCGGGGGCAAAAACAUUACCUCGCUUGGCCUGUUUGGCGCCACGCUGAACAAAGUAAUCUGCUCAUACCCACUGUGUUCUGCAUACAGGAAGGACAUGGUGGGCAUGGUGGAUGACAAAGUGUGUAAAAAAUGUCCGCCGCAGAGCCUCCGUCUGCUGGAGGAAGAGUGUCUGAAAUACAACACUAUUGUUAUUAAAGGGGUGCGCAUUCUGGACGUCAAUGUCUUGGCUCCUCUGAUGGAAGACCCCUCGCUGGAGCUAAAGGUCAUUCACCUGGUGAGGGACCCCAGAGCUGUGGCCAACUCCAGGAUCAAAUCCAGACACGGACUGAUCCGAGAGAACCUGCAGGUCGUCAGGAGCCGGGAUCCGAAACUGCGCCGGCUACCACUUGCAGACGCCACUCAUAAAGCGAACAAAAAGGAUGGAGCUGACUAUCACUCUAUAGGAGCCAUGGAGGUGAUAUGUGAUAGGACCCACAGGACCUUGAGGACAGCAUUAAAUCCUCCCAGUUGGCUGAAAGGGAAGUACUUGGCUGUGCGCUACGAGGACCUGGUGGAAAAUCCAGUCAAGGUCCUGCGUCAAGUUUACCGCUUUGUUAACCUUAGCACCAAUCAAGACGUGGAGUCUUUUGCCCUCAACAUGACUAAUGGAACAAACUCUUCCUCUAAGCCGUUCAUUGUGUCGUCCAGGAAUGCCACGCUGGCUGCGAGCGCUUGGAGGACUCUGCUCAGUAUUCAGCAGAUCAAACAAGUGGAGGAUUACUGCCACCAGUCUAUGACCGUGCUGGGCUACGAACGCGUAAGAACAGCCGCAGAGGCUAAAGACUUGAGCAAAUCCUUACUGACUACAUCCAAACUGUGAUGCAAGCCUCUCACCAAAAAAAAAUGCCCAUAUGAAUGAUUUUUCGUUGUAGCUCGGUAACUGUGGAGCUUUAUUUUGGUUCAGUGUUUCACUGAGGGAUUUGACAUGCAUUUAGGAAUGUAUUGUUUUGUUAUUAUUAGUUUUUCUUCUUCAAUUGAUUUUUUAGUUCUGAAAAAUUUAAAACUGUCAUGGCUUUACUAAGUGGAUUGAUUAUGUAUGUGUAUGACUUAAACUGCACCAUGACUUGAAUAACGAGAUGAGCCUUGAUGUAAUGAGAAUCACGUGUCUUGCAUCGACAAUGCUUUAGGCCUUUUUUAUUUUUUAUUUCUUUGAAGGUUUUUGACACUGUUUCAUUUGAAUUUGUUUGCUCACUUUCAAUGAAAAAAAAAAAAUCAAAACUUAAACAUAAAAACCGUCAAAGCUCUUGUUCUUAUGCUGUUUAGAUAGUGCAAGAUGCUCUCAGAGACAAUCAUUAAAGUGCUCUGUAAUGUUUUUUCCUGUUUCUGCUACUUUGGCCUGCAUGUCCAUUUCCAGAACUGGGUGCUCCAUUUUCUCGGCUAUUCCCAACUUCCUGUUGUCUUAUACUGCGUUAGUAGUGCUUCAAGGAAGUCUGUCUGUGGGAAAUGAUGUUCACAUUUAGAGCAAAAAAAAAAAGAAAACCUUAGAACUCACUUUUGCAUUGCGAUUAGUCAGAAUAGCUUAAACUGUGAAUUUUAGAGUAGAUAUUAACUGACAGAUUGACAAACUCCGUUCUCUUUCCCAUUAUCUCUUAUUUAUUUUCUCUCUAUUACAACCCAAUACAAUUACAGGAUGUGAUCCAAUUUUUAGAGCUCAUGUGAUUCUAAGUAGUGUUUUGGCCUUGAGCACAGCUUCUCGCAGCCUCCACCCCACCCCCCACCCCCUUUUUUUGUUCUAUAGUCGAACAGUUUUGUGGAUUAUGUGAAGAAUGUGACUGUCUGCCUUCUGAAAUAUCAGAAAUAAAUAGCCAGGCUUGUUUUAGAGCACUAAAGAAUGUGUAAUAUGCAUGGCUUUCUAAGAAACAGCAAACAGACACUUAUUUAUAUUCAACGUAGAUAUUGGCUAAACAAUCUUGUGGCCAUUUGUGGGAAUGUUCUGUUUUAUGAUACACAAAUGACUUAGAAUACAUAUAAACCAUGUAGUCAUGUCCUUGAACUUAAAUUCCUUAACAUUGUACAAUGUGUGAAAUAUCGAUUUACAACUAACUAGAAUUAAGUCCCGAGGACAAAUUAGAAAACUCUGGUGUAUUUGCCAGCAGAUAAAAUUCACUUACAAGUUAUUUGUAUCGACCUGGCGGUAGAUCAGAACUCAGGAAAGAAAGAAAAUAAGUUAGGAAGAAAACUCGUAGUCUGUUACAGAAAACUAACGAUCGAUGGAGUUUUAACCAAAUGUUUCCUAUAAUAACAUAUCAACUUCUUUAUUCUUUUUAUAUUUCAGUGAUGUGCCAAAUGAUACGUAUUUAAUUAAAAAAAAACGGUACUGUUAUCCAUUUAUAGUUACAGUCGACACUGUCUCUUAAAAAAAAAAAAAAAAAAUAUGCAAAAGAUUGUCAUGUUACCAAGAAACUUGUCAUGAAGCAUAAAGUAAGUAGUCCUGUGUCCUAUAAGAAAUUUCAGACACUGUACUUAAUGUUACAAAGCGCUGGCAUUGGAGACCCCUUGCAUUGACGAUCAAUUCAAGAAAGAUCGGUCAUGUCAAGAAUUAUGUGUUUUCAAAUCUGUUUAUUAAUAUUAAGUUCUAUGAAGUAUAUGAUGUGUAAAAAUUCCUGUGAUUGUGAGCUGUUACUAUGGAAACCAUAGCACGCUAGAAUGAGUGCAGUGCGAUCGUGAUUUGAAUAACCAUUGUAGAAAAUAAAUCAACACGUUUAGACAAGUCCAAAUUGAUAAUACAUCAGUGAAAAAACUCUGCUAGAGUAAAAACACAUUAGAUAUUAAUUUUAUUAUAUUUAUGAAAAUUGAUAUUUGAAGGACGAAGGCUGGUACUUUACAUCCUACAAUCUAAACAUAUGGCAGGAUGAAAAUAUCUCUGAAUGAUAACCUUUUGCACCUCACAUAAAAAUUAAUCCAACAAAAAGGAUUCAAUACAUGAGAAAGUUUCAUUUAAGCUAUAUUUUCUCCUCUCGUUGGCACUGCUUUGGUUGCAUUCGAUUGUGGGCGGGGCAUGGGAGGUAAGAGGCGUUCCCGCUUUGCAUAAUAAUAAUAAUGUUAUAAUAAUAGCAUUUUUUUUGUUUAAAGAUUGACUUUUUUGUGCGUCUCUGUGGAAGCAGCAUAUUAAGCAAAUAUAUUUUGUUAAAAAAAAAGUUUGUGUGACUAAGUUUCAGUUUUGUGGUUCAUACGAGA
Tachysurus vachellii is the source of this 4151-nucleotide messenger RNA. RefSeq names its product carbohydrate (N-acetylglucosamine-6-O) sulfotransferase 2b (gene chst2b). The transcript has 2 exons. The record is from RefSeq and is a predicted model, not a curated record. Lineage: Eukaryota; Metazoa; Chordata; Actinopteri; Siluriformes; Bagridae. Gene Ontology annotation, molecular function: N-acetylglucosamine 6-O-sulfotransferase activity. Gene Ontology annotation, cellular component: Golgi membrane. Bases 355 to 1794 code for a protein of 479 amino acids. Gene Ontology annotation, biological process: sulfur compound metabolic process; N-acetylglucosamine metabolic process; carbohydrate metabolic process.